CAGAAACCGCCGAUACCUUAUAAGGAUAGAAUCACUGUGUCACAAUGGAGACUCCCAACGCUCGCACACAAUGGUAGAAUGGAUUUCAAUUAUGAGAAUGGUGAUUAUCAAAUUCUUGACCAGGACAGCUCCCCGUAUAAAGUGACUUACAGAAAUACAAAAACAAUGGAUUAUUAUACAAAUGAGGACUCCACUAAAAAGAGGGUUGCAGUGAGCCGCCCUGGUCCCAACCCAGGCAGAGUGAAGCGGGUCGUGUCCUGUAAGAGGAAGAGCCAUCAUCUGACAGUGGCUCGGAAGAAAGCGCCCGGAUCAGGAAAGCCUCAUGUAGCUGCAAACAAGGAGAACCAGCUGAGCAGUAAGACAGACAUGGAGCAGGGAAUAUUUUGCAUGGAUCCGUGGGAUUUGUCACAGGAUAAACACAGAACUGGAAGAACUGGUCCAGAGCUGCCUGAUUACAGUUUGCUCUCAGAGAUCAGAAAAGAUCACAGCUCCAUGACUAAUAUUCUCUUUGGGAGAAACCUACGACUCAAAGUGGCUUUCACAUUAUGGAAGAGAAAUGUGGGAGAGCUGCUUACAUAUUUCCUGAGAAUACAAGAUUUUGGAGUAUUUGUUGACUUUCUUCCAGUGAUAACCAAAAGUAUAUCUGAGGACUCUCCGACAGUUUCUAUUGGCUGUUGUGUCGACCUCUUUCCAUUGGUUAAGAAAAUCCUCUCUGAUCCAUAUGAAGAAUAUAUUAUAGUUGGAUUAAAGUGGUUACAUACAGUUCUGAAAAACUGGUGGGAGGAGCUAAAAGAAAGUGGACUCAGUGGAUGCACUAAAAUGCCAUUGGAUAAGAAUUUUCAGAUCUUUAACCAACAGUUACUGGAGUUAUGGCAUCAGGAACCUCGAUUAAAAUCUGUCCCAGGAUCAGCUGGAGACUUGGCAAUGGCCAUUGAUUCAUUCAUUUCACAGUUGCCAUGGUAAUAAUGAUGACGCCUGAAGAUAACAGCUAUAGAACUG
Molecule: messenger RNA, 999 nt
Organism: Periophthalmus magnuspinnatus
Lineage: Eukaryota; Metazoa; Chordata; Actinopteri; Gobiiformes; Gobiidae
Product: KATNB1-like protein 1
Exons: 10
Coding region: 79-963 (294 amino acids)
Cellular component (GO): nucleolus
Molecular function (GO): microtubule binding
Source: RefSeq, a predicted model, not a curated record